Messenger RNA from Acyrthosiphon pisum (pea aphid), 2612 nucleotides. Its product is annotated as paired mesoderm homeobox protein 2B. Lineage: Eukaryota; Metazoa; Arthropoda; Insecta; Hemiptera; Aphididae. The coding region runs from base 588 to 1814 and encodes 408 amino acids. Gene Ontology annotation, molecular function: RNA polymerase II transcription regulatory region sequence-specific DNA binding; DNA-binding transcription factor activity, RNA polymerase II-specific. The transcript has 9 exons. The record is from RefSeq and is a predicted model, not a curated record. Gene Ontology annotation, biological process: regulation of transcription by RNA polymerase II.
CUGCGGUGCCUGCCCGGUAUCUCGUCGAAGGGACCGCCGUGCACCACGCCCACCAGGACGCGCGCGCGGCCUUUCGACUUCGGCCGACGGGACCGAGCGAUGUGCCACACACGCUUCCUUAUCAGUCCGAACGACAACGGGAUCCCGGAUCGCCGACGUCGCUCGUCGUACUACAUACACCGAACUGCCGGCCGGUAUCCGAUCGUCAGCGUCACAGUCACCCGCUGCAGCGUUCACUCAGCCCGCCCGACCUCCAACACAAUAUAAUAUUACUGUGUAGUAUUGUUUUCUGCCGUUCACGUAUUACAUCUCGUGAGUCCCGUCGAUCCCUUAGAUCCUGUAGAUCCGUAGAUCCCGUCGAUCCCGUCGUUGUCGACUUCUUCGCCGGAGAUAGGAGCCGGCUAGUUCUUCGAUAUACGACCGGUCCGCGUCGUCCCGAAGGAGAAGGUCCUUUCCUCCGUUAUCGCGUUACCGGCAACGACGUCCCCCGCACCGUACCUACCACACGCUGACACACCACUACGGCACAGAGGGGAAACGAUCCAUCAAAAAUUAAACCAUUUUUGAGCAAGGGAGCAGCUGGCGGAAUGUUCUGCUAUCAUUGCCCAGCGCCCCCAUUACACCCUACACCAUCGACACGGAUACCAUCAAUCGACUAUCCGUUUUCGUCCUCACAUCCAUACACUAGUUAUUCGUAUCACCCUGCAAUUCAUGAUGAUUCAUUUGUUAGGCGUAAACAAAGAAGGAACCGAACUACAUUUACACUACAACAGCUCGAAGAAUUGGAAACAGCAUUCGCUCAGACUCACUACCCAGAUGUAUUUACAAGGGAAGAUUUAGCAGCUAAAAUUCAAUUGACUGAAGCUCGUGUUCAGGUCUGGUUUCAAAAUCGUAGAGCGAAAUGGAGAAAAGCCGAACGCCUGAAAGAAGAGCAACGAAAACGAGAAGAACACGAUAGGACUGGUUCACUACAAGAACAGCUGGAUCAUAUGGCUAAGGAUAUGCAACAUUCACCGUCCACAAAAGCUAACGCAUUAGAAGGCGAACAGAGAGACGAUGGACAUAGUGGCAGCGAGCCAGACGAAGAUGCACGUACCAGUACUGUUCACAUAUCGGACAGAAGCGAAUCACCUGCCAGCUGUGGCAUGAACGGCGGUCCAGACGAUAGGCCAACGUCACCAUCGCCAACAGGGAAUGGAACCGUUGUGGUGCCAGAUUCGCCGACGCCUAGCCUAAGUCCUUCGCAAAUCCGACCACCCAUCAGUGUAGCAACGUCAACAUUCAAUCAUUCAAUAUUUACUCCAUUCUCUUCCGAAGGAAAUGGAUUCAGACCGGUAUCUGACCCUGCAAUAUCCAGACCAAUAUUCCUUCCGCCUCAUUUCGGAUCAUUACCAUCGCCGUUAUUCAGUGGCCUCAAAGGGUUCGGAUGCAGCUGUUGCACGAUGAAGCCGUUCGGGUCGAUGGCCGACGGAGGUGGCGGCGCCGAACACCGUUCGUCCAGCGUGGCUGAGCUGCGGCGCAAGGCCCAGGAACACUCAGCCGCGCUGUUCCACAGCCUACAGCACGUGGCCAACAUGCAGCAUCAUGCGGCCGCGGCCGCCGCGCUCCAAUUGCCCGUCGGUCUCGGGCUCCAGUUGCCGUCGCUCACGUCCACCCUGCACGCGCUGGCCGCCAACCGGAAACCGGAACAGCAAAAUAUGCAGCACCCGCAACCGCUGUCGCUGACCACAACCAGCACUACCACCACCGCAGCCACGACGGAACAGGCCACUUCGGUCUCGCCGCAACAUCCACCGACGUCGUCCGACAACUGAAUCUCGCGACCGGUCCAAGACCUAAAUUAUUAGGGGUCGUCGUCACAUCCCCCCCCCCCCGUGAAUACCUCGUCAUCAGCAGCCGGUUCACCCCACACGCGUACUCUUUGCCAUAAAUUAUUAUAUAACAAUAACAUUACUACAACUACAACUGUCGUUAUCAGUAUGCAACUAUAUUACAUAUUGUGCAGGAUGUGUGUAAAGGAUUCAUCACGAUUUCAAUUUGACAAAUGCAGUCAAUAAUAUAUUCUACAGAAACACGCUGAAAUAAAAAAAUUAAUAAUAUACAUAGUAAUAUUAUAAACUCGAAACCCGCUGCCGAGAGGUUUAAGAAUUACGUCGUUUGUACAGUAAAAUGACAUCGAUUAAAACAAUAUUAUAUUAAUCGUUACGUUAACUUAUAUUAUGUCGGUUUAUGUUCGUUUGUCCUUAUGUUUUUGUUCACUCAUUUUUUGUAUAACUCGUCUGAUAAAUGUAUCUAUUUAUCUCUCUAUCUCUCUCUAUUAUAUUAAACAAUAUUAUAUACGAUCUUCAUUUUCCCAUUAUAUACGUCAUUCUAGUAUUAUAGUUACGUAUUAUUAUUAUUAUUAUCAUUAUUAUUAUUAUUAUUAUUAUAUAUACACACACGUGACGUUAAUUUACGGAUAACAUAUUUAUAAUAAGUGUAGGAAAACUUUUACUAUUACGUGAUACGUGAUUUAUGUUAAGUAUAAAAUAUUAAUGUGAAAAAAAAAUAAUUAGAAAAUGGCGUCAGCAAUAGCAAAUAUGUUUUUGUUUUUAUUUUUUCGUUUAAUUCUU